AAAUGAUUGGUUCUGAAAAUAUCAGUUGGGAAAUUAAAACCCGGUUCAAUUUGAAACCGGAAACAAGACUAGCUACGCCUCACACAGAGUCACAGGAGAAGCUCCCGCGUCUGCAAGGAACGGAUAAAGUCUCUCUCUUUCUCACUCUCUCUCUCUCUCUCUCUCUCAAAGAAGAAGAAGAUGUUGACGAGUCCCAGUAACGCACUUCACAGUAGUACUCCACAAUUCUGGCCACUUCGCCGGAGCAAGCUUUGCCGUUCCCGGAAUUUCCCUCGUUUUCACUCCGGCGAACGCAGCAGCGGCGGAGGAGGAAAAUUGUGCUCGCUCUCUCUUCUCUCCGGAAGUGGCGCCGGUAAAUUCAGUGUCAGAGCUCUAGUUAGGCCUGAUGAUACCGACGACGCUGACUCCGUCGGCGAUGGGUCUCUGGCUUUUCCUAACCACGUUUCUGUCAAAAUUCCAUUCGGAAAUAGAGAGAUUUUAGUUGAGACUGGUCUCAUGGGGAGACAAGCAAGUUCUGCAGUCACGGUCACAGAUGGAGAAACUAUUGUCUACACAUCCGUUUGUCUAGCUGAUGUUCCGAGUGAGCCAUCAGAUUUUCUUCCCCUUUAUGUUCACUAUCAGGAGCGAUUCUCAGCUGUAGGUCGAACUAGUGGUGGAUUUUUUAAGCGAGAAGGGAGAACCAAAGAUCACGAGGUUCUGAUUUGUAGGUUGAUCGAUAGACCUCUACGCCCCACUAUGCCCAAAGGUUUCUACAAUGAAACUCAGAUUUUAUCCUGGGUUUUGAGCUACGAUGGAUUACACGCACCUGAUGCUUUAGCUGUUACAUCUGCUGGAAUUGCUGUAGCUCUUUCAGAAGUACCAAAUGCGAAAGCGAUUGCAGGAGUUCGGGUUGGUCUUAUUGGGGGUGAAUUCAUUGUCAAUCCAACCGUGAAGGAGAUGGAAGAAUCACAGCUAGAUUUGUUUCUAGCUGGAACAGAUACUGCAAUUCUAACGAUAGAGGGAUACAGUAAUUUUCUUCCUGAGGAAAUGCUUCUCCAAGCUGUUAAAGUUGGACAGGAUGCUGUACAGGCUACAUGCAUUGCUAUUGAAGUUUUAGCAAAGAAAUAUGGAAAGCCUAAAAUGCUUGACGCUAUCAGAUUACCACCUCCAGAGCUAUACAAGCAUGUGAAAGAACUUGCUGGUGAGGAAUUGACAAAAGCGUUACAAAUUAAGAGUAAAAUAUCGAGAAGGAAAGCCAUAUCGUCCCUGGAAGAAAAGGUCUUGACAAUACUGACAGAGAAGGGAUAUGUUAUUGAUGAGGUAGCUUUUGGAACCAUAGAAGCACAACCGGAUCUGUUGGAGGAUGAAGACGAGGAUGAGGAAGUUGUUCCUGAAGGUGAGGUGGACCAAGGCGAUGUUCACAUUAGACCCAUCCCUCGGAAACCUAUUCCUUUACUAUUUUCUGAAGUAGAUGUCAAGCUAGUCUUCAAAGAAGUAUCGUCGAAGCUUCUACGUAGGCGAAUUGUUGAGGGAGGUAAAAGAAGUGAUGGUCGGACUCUGGAUGAGAUUCGUCCAAUUAAUUCAAGAUGUGGACUGCUUCCCAGGGCACAUGGAAGUACUCUGUUCACACGUGGGGAAACACAGGCACUGGCAGUUGUUACGCUUGGUGAUAAACAAAUGGCGCAGAGAAUUGACAACCUUGAGGGUUCUGAUGAAUACAAGAGGUUCUAUCUUCAGUACACUUUUCCUCCAUCGUCUGUUGGUGAAGUUGGACGAAUUGGUGCACCCAGUAGAAGAGAAAUAGGUCAUGGGACACUAGCAGAGCGAGCAUUGGAGACCAUUCUACCUAGUGAUGAUGACUUUCCUUACACAAUACGUGUUGAAAGUACAGUAAUUGAAAGCAAUGGUUCUUCAAGUAUGGCAUCUGUUUGUGGCGGUUGCUUGGCUUUGCAAGAUGCUGGAGUUCCAGUCAAAUGUUCUGUUGCUGGGAUAGCAAUGGGAAUGGUUUGGGAUACUGAAGAAUUUGGAGGUGAUGGAUCUCCCCUUAUCCUUUCUGACAUCACUGGAGCUGAAGAUGCAUCUGGUGAUAUGGACUUUAAGGUUGCUGGGAAUGAAGAUGGCGUUACCGCCUUUCAGAUGGACAUCAAGGUAGGAGGAAUUACUUUAGAGAUAAUGGAAAAGGCUCUAAUACAGGCAAAAGCUGGGCGUCGCCAUAUUCUUGCUGAAAUGGCAAAGUGCUCACCGCCUCCCACGCUAAGCCUCUCAAAAUAUGCUCCAUUGAUACUUAUUAUGAAGGUUCAUCCAAGCAAAGUAUACUCUCUUAUUGGUUCUGGAGGUAAGAAAGUAAAGAGCAUCAUUGAAGAAUCUGGAGUUGAGGCCAUUGACAUGCAAGAUGAUGGAACUGUCAAAAUUAUGGCAAUUGAUGUAGCGAGUCUAGAAAGGGCGAAAGCGAUUAUUAGUGGAUUGACAAUGGUUCCCUCUGUUGGUGAUAUCUACAGGAAUUGUGAAAUCAAGUCAAUGGCUCCUUAUGGUGCAUUUGUAGAGAUAGCGCCUGGGCGGGAAGGUCUUUGCCAUAUCAGUGAGCUGAGUGCUGAAUGGCUUGCAAAACCAGAGGAUGCCUAUAAAGUAGGAGACCGCAUUGACGUCAAAUUAAUAGAGGUAAAUGAAAAGGGUCAGCUUCGACUUAGUGUACGGGCUUUACUUCCCGAAUCAGAGACAGACAAAGACAGUCAGAAACAACAGCCGGCAGGUGAUUCUACCAAAGACAAGAGUUCGCAAAGGAAAUAUGUAAAUACUUCGUCAAAGGACCGUGCAGCUGCAGGAGCAUCAAAGGUUUCAUCUGGGGAUGAACUUGUCCUGAAGAAGAAAGAUGUAAGGAGAGCAACUGGUGGUAGUAGUGACAAGACAAUGAAUAGCAAUAGCAGUACCAACGAAGAAAGUUUAGUCAACGGUGAAGCUACAAUCAGCUAGUGGAAUGCAAACAAGAUCACUGUUCAUAUCUGUGUCUCGUGAGACUCAUUACGAAAGGAGGAGAGUUUCUUCCAACGGAACCACAGUUUCUUGAAGCUGUGCAUAUAUGUUGGCAAGUCUGGUGUGGAGGAGGAUAACAUUUUUGAAGACGUCAUAUGUUGGGAGAUUCUCAGACAUUUCAUCAGUUCUUUCUGUUGUCUUCUCUCUUGCAAACUCAUUAGUCCGUUUAGGUUACUUGAUAUAUUAAUGUUUUUGACUAAAUUUUAUUUGGGAUAGAUGAUUUUUCUUCAGCUUGUCAAAGUUUCCCAAUUUUUGUUAUGUUUCGAGUUAUUAGAUGGACUUGGCAACUUCAAGAGUUUUAAAGAUCA
Arabidopsis thaliana (thale cress) is the source of this 3317-nucleotide messenger RNA. RefSeq names its product polyribonucleotide nucleotidyltransferase (gene RIF10). Gene Ontology annotation, molecular function: RNA binding; 3'-5'-RNA exonuclease activity; nucleic acid binding. Gene Ontology annotation, cellular component: chloroplast. The record is from RefSeq and is marked reviewed. Gene Ontology annotation, biological process: mRNA catabolic process; RNA processing; RNA catabolic process. Lineage: Eukaryota; Viridiplantae; Streptophyta; Magnoliopsida; Brassicales; Brassicaceae. The coding region runs from base 181 to 2949 and encodes 922 amino acids. The transcript has 24 exons.